AUGACCGAUGCAAUUCGUCGCUCCGAGUCCCGCUUGUCUCUUUUCAAUUCUAUUCUAGACCUCUCCAUUAACAAUGCAAGCACAACUUUUAAUGGCAUAUAUGCGAGAAUUAUGCCAACUUAUUCCUCUUACCUCAUGGAGAUCUCCAUUGGCACGCAGCCAGUCAAGCAGUUUGUGGUCCCCGACACCGCCUCCGAAGUGACAUGGACCCAGUGCCUCCCAUGUGUGAAUUGUUAUAAGCAAGAUCAAAUCAUGUUUAAUUCCAAAAAUUCGUCUUCUUAUAAGGUAUUAGCAUGUGGUUCGGAUCAAUGUAAGAAUUUGGGGGAAAAUCGUGUUUGUAAUGAACUCUCGGAAUCAAAAUGUAGAUAUAAUAUAUCCUAUGUUGGCAAUACAAGCAGUUUAGGAGAACUAGCCUUGGAGACUUACACAUUGGAUCGCAUUACCUUCCCGGAUUUGGUUUAUGGGUGUGGGAACGAUAAUCGCAUGAGUAUUAAAGAAUUCCCCUCGGGUGUCUUUGGACUUGGAAGUGGGCCUCUCUCGUUCAUUGGUCAGCUUGGCAAAUAUUACGGAAGAACGUUCUCAUACUGCCUAGUAUCUCAUUCAAAACCAAAUGUAAGUAGCAGGCUCAACUUCGGCACUAGCGCGAUCGUGUCUGGGCGCGGUGUGGUGUCCACCCCCUUGGUCACCAAGCCUUCCUCACCAUUAUAUUAUCUCACAUUGGAAGCAAUCAGCGUAAACAAUAAGAGAAUUCCGUUCACAAGAUUAACUAGAUCCAAGGAAGAAGGGGGAGUUGAUAUUAUUGAGGAGGGUAACAUCAUAAUAGAUUCAGGCACGCCGAUAACUUAUUUGCCGACCAAUAUUUACCAAACUCUGAAGGAUGAACUUAAAAGGUCGAUUCAUGCCGAAUCAAUUCCAGUGCCAGAAAAUCCUUGGUUGCUUUGCUAUGCAAACAACAAGAAAUUCAGUAUUCCCUUUGUCACCUUCCAUUUUGAUGGUGGUGUUAACUUAACUUUACGAAGUACGAGUACUUUCAGUCAAGCUGUGGGUUUUUUGUGUCUGACGAUGGCACCCUCUAAUAAUGCGGCCAUAUUUGGAAACUUUUUACAAAUGAACUUCUUAAUCGGCUAUAAUAUUGAUAUUGGUAAAGUAUUUUUCAAACCAACUGAUUGUUCGAGGAGGACUAGGAGAACAGAGAGUUAA
Messenger RNA from Impatiens glandulifera, 1200 nucleotides. Its product is annotated as aspartic proteinase CDR1-like. The record is from RefSeq and is a predicted model, not a curated record. Bases 1 to 1200 code for a protein of 399 amino acids. Gene Ontology annotation, molecular function: aspartic-type endopeptidase activity. Gene Ontology annotation, biological process: proteolysis. The transcript has a single exon. Lineage: Eukaryota; Viridiplantae; Streptophyta; Magnoliopsida; Ericales; Balsaminaceae. Gene Ontology annotation, cellular component: extracellular region.